CACGUUCCAUGCAAAUUCUACAAACACAACAACUGCACGGCCGGAAACAACUGUCUCUUUUUGCACGAGGUCACUGUGACGACAGAGAAAACAGUGUGCAAGUACUUUGUAAAGGGCAACUGCAGAUACGGCCACAGGUGCGCGUUGAUACAC
Messenger RNA from Kickxella alabastrina, 153 nucleotides. RefSeq lists its product as uncharacterized. NCBI's taxonomy places the organism in Eukaryota, Fungi, Kickxellomycota, Kickxellomycetes, Kickxellales, Kickxellaceae. Gene Ontology annotation, biological process: protein polyubiquitination. The record is from RefSeq and is a predicted model, not a curated record. The annotation marks the transcript as partial. The transcript has a single exon. Gene Ontology annotation, molecular function: ubiquitin protein ligase activity; metal ion binding.